Messenger RNA from Patella vulgata (common limpet), 3867 nucleotides. RefSeq names its product lysocardiolipin acyltransferase 1. The record is from RefSeq and is a predicted model, not a curated record. Bases 161 to 1240 code for a protein of 359 amino acids. Gene Ontology annotation, cellular component: endomembrane system. Lineage: Eukaryota; Metazoa; Mollusca; Gastropoda; Patellidae. Gene Ontology annotation, molecular function: acyltransferase activity. The transcript has 6 exons.
CGCGAUUGUUAAAAGAAUUUUUUUAUUACAUGUCUUACUGUGUUUCUGGUUACUUACUUACUGUUGGAAGGCUAGGCUAAUGAACUAUGGUUUGAAUAAUAAAGGUAAUGACACUGAUUGAAAUUCAACCAGGAAAAUUUAAGAGAAUUUGGCAUUGAGGAUGAAAGGUAUCACCAAGGGAAUUGUAUUUAUUUUAUUGUUGUUUUUAACCAGUUUUUUUGGUUCAGUGGUUUUCUUAUUCCCAUUUCUUCCCUUGCUAUGUUUCCGACUGACAGAAAAAACAGGGAAAUGGAUUAUGGAAAAAUUCAUUUUUAUGUGGAAGCUGUUUGCAGUGGCUUUAUAUGAAGUAAUGAUUGGAAUAAAGAUAAAAGUAGUGGGAGAGAAAUUACUAGAUACACAUCAAAAUCUUCUUCUUAUAAUGAAUCAUAGAACAAGAUUAGAUUGGUUAUUUUUAAUGUCUUAUCAGAUCAGACAUGCAUCUUUACAACAAUACGUCAUUUCACUUAAAGCUCUUCUAAAAAAAAUACCAGGCCCAGGCUGGGCAAUGCAGUGUGGUGCUUUCCUGUUUCUUCAAAGAAAAUGGGAGACUGACAGUGCAUGGAUUACAAAAUGUGUUGAAUAUUUUCACAGGGUAGGACAUAAACCACAGUUGUUAUUUUUUCCCGAAGGAACAGAUUUAACAAAACAGACCAAAGAGAGAAGUGAUGUAUUUGCCGAGAAAAAUGGUUUACAAAAAUACAGUUUUGUUCUUCAUCCUAGGACAACUGGUUUUAUUCAUAUGAUCAGUCAAAUGAGAAAAAAUAAUGUUAUAGAUGGAAUACUGGAUGUUACUGUAGCUUAUCCUAAGUAUAUACUACAGAAUGAAGGUGAUAUAAUACAUGGCAGAUUUCCUGAAGAAAUUCAUUUUAAUAUUAAUUAUCAUAAUAUUACUGAUAUACCUCAAAAUACAGAGAAAUUGGGUGAAUGGUGCCAACAAACAUGGCUUGAGAAAGAAAAUAAACUUAAUUCUUACUAUGAAAAGAAACAAUUUAAUGAAAAAGACCAAGAACUCAAAUAUGAUCAUGGUGCUUUAACAAGAUAUUUAUAUAUGGCCAUUUUAUUUUGGUCUUUUUUUCUUAUUUUUGUUUUUUAUUCCUUAUUAUAUGUAUGUUUCUUCCGAUGGUACUGUUUUAUUGCAGUAGUUACAUUUAUGGUGAUUCAAAACACUAUAGGAGGGGUUGAUAAUCUUAUGUUUUCCUGAAAAUAAUGGGUACAAUUUACAUAAAUGUUAUCCUGAUUUUGAGAUUUAUUUUAUUAUAGAAUUUUGUUGAUAUAGUUAUUUCUACUCAUUCCUUAAUGGGGCAUUAUGUAAGAUUUAGUGCUGGGUAAUGCCACUGCAGUUACGAUACGAUACGUAUUCCAUUUUUAAACUAAAUCAUUAAAGGACAAUAUUGGUGUCAGCCAUUAUCACAUAUGUGAUUGAACUGGUUAAACACUUUCCAAAUAUAGUUUUAACACAAAGAUCAUUGCUACGAUAGAUGCAUCAUGAAGAUUUGAAGAAACGGAAGUGAUGAAAGCAAAAGGAAAACACAAGUUAUCCUUCUAUAUAAUUGACUGAAGUAACGAGCAAUAACAGAUACACAGGCGAAUUUCUGCUCAUUGAUAAUUUCUUCGAAGACGAAAAGUUGUUACAUUAUGAUCUUGUCAUGUUAAUAAAUGUCCAAUUAGUAAUUUAUAUAACAUUUAAGACCUGGAAUAGGCAGAUUAUCUCUUAUAUAAUGCCUGUUUAAUGUAUAGACAUUCUUUGCCAAAAUAAUAUGUAGAGUAUUAUUAUAAUGUACUUUAACAGCAUUGUUUUAACUUAUUUAAUUAACUCUUUAUUAAAAAAAUAUAGCAUUAGGACCAAUAAUGACUGUCAUUUAAAUUGUAUAUUAUUGCAUUGUGAUGGACUUUUUUCUUUUUCUUGAAAUUAAUAUUAACUGAAGGGGGAACAGCAUUAAUGUAUUGAAAGUAAUGCCACGUGCAGUAUCCACUUUUUAAAUUUCUGACUGGGUGGCUACUUUUAAUUUGAACAAGAAAUAAUAUACUAGUUUUAACAUGGGCCGUAUAUUAGUUUUAGGCCUACUAUCAGAUAGUUUACGCCAUUGUCAUGUUAUUAGUCUAUUGAAUAAUUAAUUGUUGAUUAUUAGUUUGAUGUUUUGAGGGGUGUUAUGUUUGGUGACAUUGCAGAUUUUGGAACUAUUUGAUUUGGGUAAAAAAUUAAAGAGUUGAUUUUGGGUGAAGAAUUAAAGUGUUGAUUUCGUUAAUUUCAUAUUGAGAUAUUAUAGAAUUUGUGUUCAACAGUCGAGGUUUUAAGCUAAAAGUGAAAUGAAAACCAACUACCUUCUGUGUAAUAUUUUGAAAUGAAAAUUGAGUCCUAAAGAUUCUGUUUAUCACUAAUUGAAAUGACACACAGUAUUAGCAACACCUUAUAUAACAGCUGCUAAAUAUCUCAAUAUACUCUUUACUGUAAUCUUGACCCAAACUUUAAUAUUCUGUCCUUAUUUUUAUAAUAUGUAUAUUGUUUUGUUUUUCUGUGUGUACAGAUUUUAAUAAGGCAGGACACUACCUAAGAAUUUCACAUUGAUAACAGAAACUUUGAAUUUAGUGUAAUAUUAGUAUAUGAUGUCCCAAAACAGAUUUGAUAAUUUGACCGUAAAAUAGUAAUUGGUUGCCAUGGAAAUGGUAGCCAUAUUGGAUUUUUAUACGCCCACAUUUUCAUGUGGACGUAUAUUGUUGUCACCCCUGGUCCAUCCACAAUUUGUUUGUGGACACUCUACGGGUCACAAUUUUUAUCUGAUUUUGAUGAAACUUGAAAUAUAGGUCUAUCUCCCAGAGAUCUCGGUUCUUUCGAUACUGGCAUGUAUCGGACCAUAACUUCAUGGAUUAUGGCCCCUGAUUGUACGAAAAAUCACGUUUUUAGCUUGUGGACACUCUUAGAGGUCACAAUUUUGAUCCGAUUUUGAUGAAACUUGAAAUGCAUGUUUAUAACCUAAAGAUCUUGGUUCCUUUUGAUAAUCACACAUAUCCGAACGUAACUUCCUGGAUUAUGGCCCCUGAUUGGUUGGAAAAUCGCAUUUUUAGCUUGUGGAUUUCGAUUUUAAAAACCAUUUAGAUAUAUAUCACAAUUCCACUAUAAUGAAGGUUGAAUUCGAAUUUUGGGAAAAUCAAAAUGAAAAAAGGUCGCUCUUUGUAUGCAAAUUGUGUAUAAGUAUGUAAUACAAAGGUUAUGGAACUUCUAGAGGUCACAGUUUUUAUCUGAUUUUGAUGAAACUUAAAACAUAACUUUAUAUUCCAAAAAUCUCAGUCCCUUUUGAUAUUUGCGCAUUUCUGACCAUAACUUUCUGGAUUAUGGUCCCUGAUUGUACAAAAAAUCGUUUUUGUUCUUGCAAAAUGUUGGCGUAUCCUCCCUGGCAGCCUCUGGUUUAUAUAUUCACGGUAGGUAUGUUAGGAAAUCAAAAUCUUCACCAAUUUUAUUGAAACAAACUAUUUGUGAUUUGGAAUAAUAUAUAUAUAGACAUUAAAGAGUGCAAUAAGGUAUAAAUUUUACUAUUUGAGGUUAAUAAAGAACAUUAUGCAUCCCAAUAAAAUGUCCAAAUGUAUAAGAAACACUUUGAAGAUCACCUUCUAUUGCUCACAGUAGCUAUAGCACUAAUGGUAUACCAAAGAUGAGACCAUUAUCUCUCAUAGAUUUUGAGAAUUUGAUUUUCUAAGAUGGGUGAAAAAUUGAGUACAUAAAAAAGCAAGUUAAAAAUUCGAUUUAUCUACAUGUAUAUUUGUGUGAUUAAAUUGUCAUACUAUAGCUAGUGAUAUUAAAGGAUUGCAGAAGCAUAUUUCUUCUACAAGGAA